GUUUGGGUGGCUGAGUAAUUGUCCUGGUGCCUAAGUGAUGAGUGGAAUUCUUUACUGCAGGAAGCAUCACAUCAAAAAUAUUCCAGCGAGGGGAGGAUUUAAAUAAAAGGGAGCCGAGUCCUGGAGGCAGAGCAUACAGCAGCUCCAAGCAUUCAAGAGACACACCAGGCUCAGCUUAUCGAGACGAGAAUCCAAGAUGCUGUGCCGAUUGCACCUGACAGGCCCUCAGAGCUCCUUGCGAAGCCGAGGUUUAUGGCCCCGGACCAGUUCGCUCUUUGAGGAGCUGGAGCGUGAGAUGGACGCUAUGUGGGAGCUCCUGACCAGCAACUGGCGACCCACAACCACCAGCAUGGUCAGUCACGAAACCAUCCACAGCUUGGAGACACCAAGCGCCAAUGACACCUUUGCGGUGACUCAAGAUAUGGCUGGAUUUGACCCCCAGGAACUGGUGGUGAAGCUGGUAGGGGAGAAAGUGGUUCUGACGGGCAGGAAGGCCACUGAGAUGCCCAGUGGACCUUUUCGCUACGAACUCUUCCGGAGGGCGUGGGACGUGCCCCAGAGCGUGGACCGAGAUCGGCUCAGUUGCUCCAUCUCCAGCGACGGAGAGCUGCGCAUCGAAGGUCCCGUGACAGAAUCAGCCAUGAGGACGGUGCCUAUCGCGGUCAACCGAGUGAGAAACGAACCUCAACCAGCAGCUGAAGAAUCCACACGCACAGAAGACAGCCGGGCUCAGGGAUGAAGGAGGCUGGACGGAAGAGACUUUUUAAAAACGACGUUGCUGAGAACCUUAAAGAAAAAAAUGCACUGCUAAUAAAUAUUUUAGAUAUGGAAUUAUACGCCCUGCGGGGGUGUGAUCAGUUCUCAAAUGAAAUGGUGGGGGGUGGGGAUAGGUAGCAGAGUUGGAGAGAAUUAUUUCAUUUACCAGAAUUCUCAUGGAAAGAAUUUGCGAUGUAGAAUAAUUAAAGGUGAUAUGGACAUGUUGGUCAGUCGUGGUAAAAGGGUUUUGGAAAGAUUGUUUCAGUCCAAUAUUUAUAUUUUUGCUGCUCAGUCAAAAGGUUGCCAGCUUUUCCUUUUUUAAAAGUUUUUUAUCAGCUUUGUAAACAGUUUUACCUACUGAAUAGACCACUCCCAAUGUCUAAGCAUUCGAUUUAAUUUGCUUUUGGGGUAAGAACCUGAUCAGAAAGUCUUUUAUAAAGGAGGAUGGGAAGAAGUUGAAAAGGGGUUUACUUUAGUUAAUGAAGAAAAAAAAUCAGAAUAGUCCCAUUUAUUCAGCCCAACAUCCUUCCUUUGCCAAAACAGACAAUACAGUACUGGAGCAGUUAGCAAUGGAUAACAUUUCUUUGAAGGGUAAAUUGAGAAGCAGAUUUGAAUCCUAGCUCUCAGAUGAAUAUUGGAGAUUGUCUGAAUGUAAACUGGGAAUUCUCUGUAUGUUUAAGCAGGACUUUGCUAAGGGGAAUCCAUUUCCUGAAAAAGCAAAUAAAUAAAUAU
Molecule: messenger RNA, 1488 nt
Organism: Protobothrops mucrosquamatus (brown spotted pit viper)
Lineage: Eukaryota; Metazoa; Chordata; Lepidosauria; Squamata; Viperidae
Product: alpha-crystallin A chain
Exons: 1
Coding region: 197-739 (180 amino acids)
Biological process (GO): protein refolding; response to heat
Molecular function (GO): protein folding chaperone
Source: RefSeq, a predicted model, not a curated record